Messenger RNA from Ectocarpus siliculosus, 1998 nucleotides. NCBI's taxonomy places the organism in Eukaryota, Phaeophyceae, Ectocarpales, Ectocarpaceae. The record is from the annotation of a GenBank genome assembly.
AUGCCGAGCGGCACGGCGCUAUUUGCGGCUCACCGGCGCCGAUGCAGCAAGCCCUCGACAGGAGUAGCAGCCGCUCGACGCCUGCAACCCGACCCACGAAAACGCCGACGGAGACGUAUAGACAGCGGUGGCGAUCGUUCGGGGCAAGGGACGCUAGACCCAGACGACCCACUGCCUCGCACGAUGGAGGAGCUCUACCGCCGCAUCGCCAGCGAGCCGCCCUUGAACCUGGAGCAGCAGUACAAGAAGGCCCUCGAGCCCGACGCCGAGGAGAUGGGCAUGGUAGAGGAGGCGGUCCGGGCGACCUUUAAGUGCACGGAGGACGACGCGUGGUGGGAUGAAAACGGCCAAGAGUGGGACAGGAUGGCGGAAAACCCGGGGAAACACUUCGCGCUUGGGCGGGAAGAGGACAGGGGCGGAGGGGUGGUGUGGGGAAUGCAGGACUACUUCGGCGAGGAAGCGCCGGAGUGGGGGCUCUCGGACGAGCCGGCAGUGAACUUCAGCCUCAGCGCUUACAAAGCGGGGAUACCCGAGCGUCCGGCAAAGGACGGGGAGGGGAGUGGGAGACAAGCGGCCGAGCUGUUCGAGCGAACGCCGUUCGCGCAGUACUGGGAAUCGGUGCCUGACCUGCGGACUGCCGGGCGCGUCUACGCGUACAACGCCGUGGAUCGCAUGGCCGCGCUCAAGUUCCUGAUGAACUGCACUUACAACGGGAUGCACGGUUCUGCGGAAAGUAUGCAGAGUGGUCACUUCCUGUGGGGGUACGUGGACCAGCUUGACUGGAUGAGGCGCUCGGGCCGCCUGUCCAGCACUCCGGGCUCCAUCAAGGAGCGAAUCCGCCGGGCGCAGUGGGCGGCCCACCUCGAGUCUCUGGACGCGGUGGAGGCCCUCUACGGCAAGGAGUUCGACAUGCUGCCGUCGAGGGCGGAGCGCGAGUUCGCUCGUGGCUGGUGCCGCGCGGCGAGGCUGUUCGCCGUGGCUGCCGCCCAUACCAACCUCGAGCGGUGUCUGCUGCCGCUCGGGGCGGGCUACGCACCCGAGCGCUUGCUCACGGACGACGACGACUUCCUCACCGCAGCCGCCCGCAAGCAGGGCCCGCGUUCUUUAGAGAGCGUGCCUUUCGGGCCUCCGGACUCGGUUGCCGAGGCGGAGAGGGACUCCGCGGUGGUUGCCCUCAACACCCGCCGGUGUGUCACGUCUGUCAGGUGGCUGGGAACGCUGCGCGCGCCGGUCUUGGCGGGGUUGUGCCGCCUGUGGCGUCGGUCGUGCGCGUCGUACCCCGCCAGGCGCAGGGUCGCCCGGGUGCUCCGCGAGGCCUGCUACGGGGGGCGGCGAGCGAAGGCCGCGGCCUGGGCUAAGUCGUUCCUGUUCCUCUUCGUCCCCGAUCUGAACUACCGGAAGCUGACCUUCCCCCUCGGCGUGGACCCCGCCGAGGAGGUCGAGUACGACCCGGACUUCGAGCCCCGCGACUUCUCUAAGCCGUACCCGCGACCUGUCGGGUCUCGCCCCUUGAACCCUCUGCAGUGGCCGUGGUACGAGGGCCGAAGGCCGGACCCGUCAGCGGGGCUCCCGGGGGGGGAGGGGUGGGGCGAGGACGAUGACGGGCUGCUGGCGAGUCCGAGUGCAGUAGCGGCGGCGGGAGGCAUGUUCCCGCCGGGGAGAGAGCCGGUGGACGGUAGCUUCGAGGCCGGACAGAGGAGAGAGCAAGAGGUCAUGGAAGACCUGCGCGCCUUGGGGUACAACCUAGACGAGAGAGAGGGCUCGAAGGGUGGCAGCGGUGAUGGUGAGGCGCGCCACCGCGGCAGCCGCGAAGGCGGGAGUGGCAGCAGUGGGGGGCGUGGCGCCAAGAGCGGCGCGAGAGGAGCAGCACCAGGAGAAGGCAAAGCUGCGAGGCCAAACAAGACGGUUUUCUUAUAGCGUUAGGCAGAACGGAGCUCGGCUUGAGUUCCGGUAUCCUCCAGCUUCGAAAGAAUGUAAAUAGUUGACGGGAUUCCAUGG